AGAAGCUGGGUUUCUUUAGGAGAGCUAGGUGGAUUUGUUCUUUUUAUUUUUAACAGCCUCCUCUUUGAGACCUGCCAGGCACAGGCUGAGAGAAGGAAGAAUUUUGCUGGCUCCUCCCAGACUCUGGAUCCAGUGAUUCUCAUACAUGCAGGAGCAGAGGUAGAGAGUGUCUGGGGGAGAGAGACACACAUUGGAUUGCUCUACCUCUAUACACUCCAAGCCACAAACAAUGACUCUACAAUGGGCAUGCGAGUGAAUGCCUGCACCCCCCCGUUUUUUCAGAUCUGCUUGGAUAUAUUGAUUCUUUAACUGAACCAAGCGCUGGGGAUAUAGUCCUGGGUGUAAGGUGAACCAUGGAUAUGAAUUGGGAAUUGUGACUGACACGCGUUUGCCAGAUUGACAGACAGGUGGACAAGGACGCCGAGAUGAUGUGAUCAGAGGUCCCCAGGUACUGGUGACAGAGGAUGACUGGAUUGAUCUGUGAAUAGAAUCCUGUGACACAUUGUAUCUGUGCUGUAUCAGUGCUGUCUCCGGAGCCGGGUCAAACACUGGAUGUGAACUAUACCUUCUGCAAGUUGUCUCCUCCAGCAUCUCACCAUGAGCUCAGUGGCGGGGAAUAAAGAGAGGGUUGCUGUCACAACUAGGACCAGGAAAUAUGGGAUCAAUGAGGUCUGCUCCCCCACAAAAUCAUCAGCACCCUUUUCUCCAGAAAGCUGGUAUAGAAAAGCUUAUGAGGAGUCUCGGGCCGGUAGCAGACCGGCACCUGAAGGUGCAGGGUCCAUACCAGGUUCAUCAGGAACACCCUCACCUGGUUCUGGCACCUCCUCACCUGGUUCUUUCUCUGGUUCUCCUGGGCCUGCAUCUCCUGGAAUUGGCAACAGCUCUCCAGGAUCUCUUGGAGGAUCUCCAGGAUUUGGCACAGGUUCUCCUGGCUCUGGAAGUGGAGGAGGAUCAUCUCCUGGAUCUGACAGGGGUGUAUGGUGCGAAAACUGCAAUGCACGGUUGGUGGAGUUGAAGAGACAGGCUCUGAAACUUCUGCUACCAGGGCCACACUCCAGCAAGGAUCCAUCCCUGACGACUGUGAUACACGACAAGUUGCAAGUACCCAACACCAUCCGAAAGUCUUGGAAUGACAGAGACAACCGAUGUGACAUAUGUGCUACACAUUUAAACCAGCUCAAGCAGGAAGCCAUUCAGAUGGUUACGUCCCUGGAACAGUCAGCCAAUGUUGAGCACUAUGAAGCAGCUUCUCCGGGAUCUCCACCAGGGCAUUCUAACAUGCCAGCUUUGGUAGGACAGAGGCACAUGGGAAACCUUCAACCAAGAGAUUGGGUGUACAUGCCAAAUCCAUACACCACAUCUAGCUAUCCUGGCUUUGUUGCAAAUAAGCAUGCAGGAAAACCUAACAGCUUGGGCAUAGCCAAUGGUCAAGAUAAGAAAAAUGGAUCCCCUUCACACCAAGCCAAGGUCAGCAUUCAAAUGGCCACAAGCCCUAGCAAUGGCAACGUUUUGAACUCUGUGGCUAUACAAGCUCAUCAGUACCUUGAUGGUACAUGGUCUUUAUCAAGAACCAAUGGUGUGACCCUCUACCCUUAUCAAAUAUCCCAGCUGAUGACUGAGAAUGGCCGUGAGGGGCUGACAGAGGCAGCAUUAAAUCGCUAUAACGCUGAUAAACCAUCUAUAUACAGCUUCCCAGCAUCUCAUAGUACCUAUGUUACAAGCGAGACAUCUACAGGAACAUCAGUGGCAGCUUCAUUUUUUGCUAGGGCCGCUCAGAAAUUAAACCUGUCAUCCAAAAAGAAGAAGCAAAGAACCACCCCCUCUCUAGUGUCUGAGCCUCCGCUCUUCUCUACCAGCUUCUGUGGGAUUAUUCAGACAUGCCCACCACCUGCACCCCCAUGCCUAUUGAGAGCAGUCAACAAAGUAAAAGACACUCCAGGUUUAGGGAAGGUGAAGGUCAUGGUCCGAAUUUGUUCUACACUUGUAGGAGAGUCCACUGAUUCCAGUUCUUUUUUGAAAGCAGACCCACGUAAAAAACAGAUUACUUUGUAUGAUCCAUUGUCUUGUGGAGGCCAAAACACAUUUCAAAAGAGAGGAAGCCAAAUACCUCCCAAGAUGUUUGCCUUUGAUGCUGUCUUUCCUCAGGAUGCCUCACAGGCAGAGGUAUGUGCCGGUACCGUUGCUGAAGUCAUCCAGUCUGUGGUUAAUGGAGCAGAUGGCUGUGUGUUCUGCUUUGGGCAUUCCAAGCUUGGAAAGUCCUACACUAUGAUAGGUAAAGAUGACUCCAUGCAAAAUCUUGGCAUUAUCCCAUGUGCUAUUUCAUGGCUCUUCAAACUGAUAAAUGAACGAAAGGAAAAAACUGGAGCCCGCUUCUCAGUCAGAGUGUCAGCUGUUGAAGUUUGGGGGAAGGAAGAGAACCUAAGAGACUUGCUGUCUGAAGUGGCAACUGGCAGUCUUCAGGAUGGUCAGUCACCUGGGGUUUAUCUUUGCGAGGACCCAAUUUGCGGAAUGCAGCUCCAGAACCAGAGUGAGCUGCGGGCACCCACUGCGGAGAAAGCUGCCUUUUUCCUGGAUGCAGCAAUUGCCUCUCGAAAGAGCAGCCAGCGAGAUUGUGAUGAAGAUGACCAUAGAAACUCACACAUGCUGUUUACUUUGCACAUUUACCAGUAUCGGAUGGAAAAGAGUGGGAAAGGAGGCAUGUCGGGAGGCCGCAGUCGAUUGCAUCUUAUUGAUUUGGGAAGCUGUGUAAAAGUAUUGAGCAAGAACCGAGAUGGAAGCACUGGGUUUUGCCUUUCACUGUCAGCUCUUGGUAAUGUCAUCCUUGCACUGGUCAACGGCAGCAAACACAUUCCAUACAAAGAAAGCAAGCUUACAAUGUUGCUCCGAGAGUCACUGGGGAAUAUGAACUGCCGCACUACAAUGAUAGCUCACAUUUCGGCUGCCGCGGGUAACUAUGCUGAGACCCUGUCCACUAUCCAGAUUGCCUCCCGAGUACUCAGAAUGAAGAAAAAGAAAACCAAGUACACAUCAAGUUCAUCUGGUGGAGACAGUUCUUGUGAAGAAGGACGGAUGCGAAGACCAACUCAGCUGAGACCAUUUCAUUCAAGAAAUGUUGUUGACCCUGACUUUCCUCUUCUUAACCUGUCCAGUGACCCAGAUUACUCAUCAAGCAGUGAACAGUCUUGUGACACAGUUAUUUAUGUGGGACCCAAUGGAACCGCCCUAUCAGACAAAGAGCUCACUGACAAUGAGGGUCCACCUGAUUUUGUACCCAUAGUCCCAGUUUUACAAAAGGCAAAGAAUGAACCAAAAUUGGAGGAAGCUGUAGAGGCAGUUCCCAGCAAACCAGAAAGAGAUUGCCUGAAGUGUAAUACUUUUGCAGAGCUGCAGGAGAGAUUGGACUGUAUUGAUGGCAGUGAGGAAACAAAUGGGUUCCCCUUUGAAGAACUUCCUGUUCAAUACAGUGAUCAAACAAAUAAAUCCUUUAGUCAAGUAGCAGAAUCUAAAAACACACCAGAAACCAAUAAAGAAGAAAGUGCUUCUGAAAACAACACUCAGCAACAUUCAGAUAAGGACAUUAGGGAUAGUAUAUCGGCAACAGCAUUAAAAAUACAAAGAAAUCAAUCCCCAGUACCUUCUGGACAUGUUGUCAACAAUUCUACCCCAUCCUCUCCUCGAAGUGUUACUGGUAGCUGUGGAGCUCAAAAUGGAACUUCACAAUUAUCACAAAGUAGUAGCUUACAGGGAAGUCGGGAAAGCCUUAACAGUUCUGGAUUUGUAGAAGGAAAACCAAGAGCCAUGGGGUCACCAAGACUAGGCAUAGCCAGUCUUUCUAAAACGUCUGAGUAUAAGCCACCAAACUCCCCUUCUCAGAGAUGUAAGGUCUAUACCCAGAAAGGAGUGCUACCUUGUUCAGCAACUCCACCAACUGGAAAUAAGGAAUCUUGUUCAUUUACUGCUGAAUCUUUGCCACAACCAGAAAUCCGAACACCUCCAGUAGGAAUGAGUCCUCAGAUCAUGAAGAGAUCCUUAUCAAAUUCAAGUAGCUUUUCUGCAGAAGCUGUAUUUGUAGAUGACCAGUCAACUAGUUCAGUAGAGUCCAAAAAGGAGGUUCUUAGUACCACUAUGGUUACUGUACAGCAACCUCUGGAGCUCAAUGGAGAAGAUGAGCUGGUGUUUACUUUGGUUGAAGAGUUGACAAUAAGUGGAGUGCUUGAUAAUGGCCGCCCUACGAGCAUCAUCAGCUUUAAUAGUGACUGCUCUGUGCAGGCUUUGGCUUCUGGAUCUCGACCUGUCAGUAUUAUUAGUAGCAUUAGUGAAGAUCUUGAGAGCUAUUCAACUUCAGCACCUGUUUCAGAAGUCAACAUUACACAGUUUUUGCCUCUUCCAAAGACUGGAAUGGAGGAAAAAUGCCAGGAAGGCAGCAGUAGACGUUCUUCUAUUAGUUCCUGGUUAAGUGAAAUGAGCACAGGAAGUGAUGGUGAACAAUCAUGCCACAGUUUUAUUGCCCAGGCAUGUUACGGCCACGGUGAAGCAAUGGCUGAACCUCCUAUUUCAGAGUUUACAACUGCACUGCAAAACAUUAGUGUUAUGUGUACAAACAGGCAGAAAUCUGCAAUAGACAAAGUAGUAAUGCAAUCAGAAACAGACGAAAGCCAAAGUAAAGUGUCUCCCAUUAAGGGCUGUAAAAUUUCAGCAGUUGGAAAAACCACAGUCACUAUAUCAAAUACCUCAAAUCUAAAUGGCUGUGAAAACUACUUGCCAAUGAAAACAAAUAUUACUGUUUUCCCCUGCAUUGCACUUAGUCCAUUUAAAACUCAGGAGACCAAUGAAUGCCUGACAGAUGUAAGUUUGUCUGAUAAGAUUCACCAGGCUGUAGUAAACAAAGAAGAUAAUGAUUGUAAAACUGAAACUAUUUAUGAGGAUCCUUGGCUAAAACGUGAAGAUGAUGUUAAAAGGGACAGUACCAAUUCUAAUGAUGGACAAGUGCAUGAAGUCCCAACUAAUCUACAUGAGCACGAUGGGUACACACAGCAAGGUAUAACAGAUCGAUCUAGUAGUAGCAGUGGAGAAGGAAGUAUCUCACCAUUGUCUGAUAACCUAAAAAGAAUCGUGGAUGGUUGCGAAAUGGCUUUUAACUCACAGAGUCAAACACAUUUUAGUGAUUAUUCCCGACGAGGCAGUCUUCAGAGGGGAUUAGAAAAGUCUUGCAAGCAAGAGGAACAAGAUAUAAUUACUUAUGAUACAGAUAACAUUAUUGCGGGUUCCGCUGCUGCUCAGUAUUCAUCCAAAUCUACCUUAGAAAGAAGAGUUGCCUCUCCCAAACAUUGUGUACUUGCACGGCCUAAAGGUACUCCACCAUUGCCACCUGUGCGAAAAUCAAGCCUAGAUCACAGAAAUAGAGCAAGUCCUCAACACAGUGCUAGCAGCCCAUCAAAACACUCUCUAUCUUCCUUACCUAGUCUUCCAGAUGAACUUAGUGGAAAGUUAGCAGGAUUCAACAUGGAUGCUAGAAGCAACAGCAGUAGUAAAUUAUUCAGUGCCAAACUUGAGCAGUUAGCUAGCAGAACCAAUUCACUGGGAAGGUCUACUGGAAGUCAUUAUGAGUGCUUGUCUUUAGAGAGAGCAGAAAGCCUCUCUUCAGUUAGUGCAAGAAUGAUCCUUGGUAAAGACAGUACUCUGCCAAGAUCUGGGAGAAGUGUGAAUCGGAGUUGUAUCCCAUCUCUAACUAAUGCCUCAUUGUCAGCUGGUGCUUCACCUAAAUCUAGCCCUUCAAAGAUAUCUGCAGUAAGUAAGCUUCUUCUUGCCAGCCCUAAAGCUCGUAGUCUCUCAGCCUCUACAACUAAAACAUUAAGCUUCUCCACAAAGUCUCUUCCACAGUCUGUAGGCAGAAGUUCAAGCUUGCCUCCAAAUGGGAAAAAUAUGUCUUGGUCAACACAAUCUCUCAGCAGAAGCAGAGGUUCUGGACUUGCUUCUAAGUUGCCCCUAAGAGCUGUGAAUGGUAGGAUUUCAGAAUUGCUCCAGGGAAAUGCAAGUAACAGGGGAGCUCAAUUACGUGGAAAUUCAGACUCAGAUGAGCGUGGCACUGUUCAUGGUGAAGAAAAACCCGUUGUGCACACUUUGCCUUCACCAUAUAGCAAGAUUACCCCUCCAAGAAAGCCUCACCGCUGCAGUAGUGGCCAUGGAAGUGACAAUAGCAGUGUGCUUAGUGGAGAGCUGCCCCCAGCUAUGGGCAAAACAGCUCUUUUUUACCACAGUGGUGGAAGCAGUGGCUAUGAGAGCAUGAUGAGAGAUAGUGAAGCCACUGGAAGUGGCUCUUCUGCACAAGACUCAAUGAGCGAAAAUAGCAGUUCUGUGAGUGGAAGGUGCAGAAGCCUUAAAACAUCAAAGAAAAGAUCCAAUACAGGAUCACAGAGGCGAAGGCUUAUUCCAGCAUUAUCUCUCGACGCAACAUCUCCUGUUAGAAAACCAGCCAACAGCCCUGGAGUACGUUGGGUAGACGGUCCUAUGCGUAAUGGGCAGCGCAGUCUGGGUGAACCAUUUGAGAUUAAAGUUUAUGAAAUAGAUGAUGUAGAGAGGCUGCAAAGACGACGGGGUGAAGACUGCAAGACAGUGGCACGUUUCAGUUCCAAACUGAAAAUCUUAGAGCAUCGACAGCAGAGGAUAGCAGAGGUCAAGGCCAAAUAUGAGUGGCUUAUGAAGGAACUGGAGAUCACUAAGCAGUAUUUGAUGUUGGAUCCGAAUAAGUGGCUCAGUGAAUUUGAUUUGGAGCAAGCCUAUGAAGUGGACUCCAUGGAAUAUUUGGAAGCUCUGGAGUGUGUAACAGAACGUUUGGAGAACCGUGUCAACUUCUGUAAAGCACACCUCAUGAUGAUUACCUGUUUUGAUAUCACCUCAAGGCGUCGAUAAAUGAAGGGGUUGUGGUGUGGGUGGGGUUCACAUAUGGUGAUGAUAAUAGUCUCGCAGCAAACUUUUGCCCUAAAAAAAUAUUUUCGCCCUUCCAACAACACCCAAAGACAAUGGAGCCAAGAUAAAGGAUGGACAAAGUGAUGUUGUAAUGUGACACAGAAUGUGACAUGAAGGGACAAGAAGAUGUUUUAUUGAGGAUCAACACAAUUGUAACCUCAACAAAUGCAUUCAAGCAAACUGUCAGAUUCCAUUGAGAUUUAAGUGAGCACUUUGAGAAACUUUAAAGGUUUUUUUUUGUAAAUAAAGACUGAAGGCAGAAGAGAGCUCUGUUUGCGCCAUUCCCUAAAUUGUGGAGGAUGAAGAAGAUUGGCCUGAUAGCUUCAAAAGUCAUGUAAAAAAAAAAAGGAUGAGGAAGAAUCCACAGUGAGACUGAUUAAGUGCCUUUCAAACCUUUACUAUCCAAACAUUUAUGUUCAUAUUUUAUUGUGUACAGAUGGUGCUAGAUAUGUUAAAAAGAAAAUCUGAAAAAAAAAAAUACCCACACAUUUUUUAAUGUAUUUGCAGCUUGUUUGCUAUGGUGUACAACUCUAUUUCUGACUUGCUGUUUUAAGUACUUGUGUUUGAUGCAAUGUUUCCUGAUCAGUACAGCACACGACUAUGCGUUAACUGUCCUUGUUACCAAUGUGUGGCCACAAAGGAUUUGUCACAUGGCUAGUAUCUGUUUAAAGCUUUUUUUGUGAUGGCUACUGAUUCCAUACUGCUUGUGCAUGCAUGUUUAGGUACACAGUAUUAAAUGUACAAUGGGCAGAGAUUCACACAGUAUUAAAAUAAUAAGAAAAAAAAAAAACAAAUGCAAGGUUGCAGGCCUCAUUUUUCAGAAUUUAUCAAGCUCCCAGAGUUUGAAUCGUAAACUCGGACCAUUUCAAAUCUACUACAUAUAGGACAUUUUAGCACUUAACGGAUUACAUGUGCAUUUGGGAAUGGUACAUAAAAUCGCUUACUUAAAAGGUAAUCAGUCUUGUGCAAUAUGUAAAUGUACAAUGUAUUUGAGAACUAAAACCUCCUUGAAAGACGAAUGUAAAUCUUCACACUGCUACUACUUUGGCUUAAAAGGUGGUAAAUAGUCUCCUCUAUUAUGUCCUAUAAAAUGUCACCAAUAUCAAAGUGUUCUCACUAAUCCUUUAGGUUAUUUUUCAGAUUACAGAGGAUUUCAGUCUUUUACAGAGCUAAGGAGAAGAAACCGUUGGUGGUAGCUGAAGAUAUAUUUUUGACGAAACCUCCUUUGCAGUAACCAGCUUCUGACCAUACGUAGUUGUGUUAGGCUAAGGGACUUUUUCCAUACGCCACCUACAACAAGAAUGAAUGAUUGGGAAGUUGUAUAGGCUUGUACGUUAUUAUAAAGAGCUUAUUCAACAACUUAGAAUUAAAAAUACAUUUUCACUUUCCUUCUUUCCAUUUCGUACCAAUCUUCCCUUCUUUGGGCAUUAUCAGUAAAGCAGUUACAGACUAUAGGGAUAUCAGAUUGGAGCAGACUGACAAAGCUUGAUUCGUUUUACUCCAAUGAUUCAUUGCAUGAAGAUGUCCAUAUCUGCAGCAAGAUAGUUAUUUACUUAUUAACUAAACAGUAAAUUGCAACGAGAACAAUACUGAAUUGGAAAAAUGUAAGCCAAAAUAGUAUAGUAGAUAAUUAUACUGAAUUAUAAUUCACUGCUUUGAUGAUACAUCUCUCUGCUUGUGCUGUUAAAACUCAUAAUGUCCCUUUGGUAAUAUGUUUUCUGCUAAUUUUAUUUUAUUUUUCACUCAGUACACCCGUAUGUGGCUGUGUUAGCGAAUUGUAAACUCACUAAUGCACAGUAAAGGUGGCAUGCAAUAAAGUUUUUUUUUCCUUGAUCCCAUUUGCCAGUCUAUCUUCAUUGCCUCACAGCACAUUAACUUUGAAUGAAAACAUGUAGUAGCCAUUGACAUCCUGCGCUGCCUCUCACAUA
Pelobates fuscus (common spadefoot toad) is the source of this 8894-nucleotide messenger RNA. RefSeq names its product kinesin family member 26B (gene KIF26B). Lineage: Eukaryota; Metazoa; Chordata; Amphibia; Anura; Pelobatidae. Bases 598 to 6909 code for a protein of 2103 amino acids. The transcript is spliced from 15 exons. Gene Ontology annotation, biological process: microtubule-based movement. Gene Ontology annotation, molecular function: microtubule binding; microtubule motor activity; ATP binding. The record is from RefSeq and is a predicted model, not a curated record.